UUAAAGUUAGUGUGAUGUUUUCCUUCUUGACGUCCUUUCUUCCCACUUCCUACUUCCUCCCAGAAUGGCUGAGUCUGGAUGUAAACCCAGUGCAUAGUUUCCUUCAAGGACUGGUCGGUGCAUGUGGGAUCUGUGUGCUCUGCUCCCUGCUGAGAGUCCAUGUAUUUUUAGAGGAGGAAAGCUGGAGGAAUAAAAAUGACAGUGGCACACCCAGCCGGCCCACUCACACUCAUCAAAGGGCGGCUAAAAGUGGACUCGGUGGGAUGCUCCACUUCUUCUUUGUGGCCGGUAUUCUGGCUCUGGUUGGAUCCCGCGUGGCCUCACUGGUGGUACUGGAAUUCUGUCUGCGAGGCGUCUCUGGACUGGUUACAGCUAGACCAGGUUCUGGUUCCCUGGUGCAGCUGCUGGUCCAGAGCCAGUUCACCCUGGGCUGUGCUCUCAGCAGCAGUCUGCACUUCCUCCACCAGGGGGCGUCCCAGCGCUGGCUGUGUCUGCUCCUGGCUGCAGCUCUGAGCUGGUUCCUGUCCAGGCUGUCCUCCCGGCUGCAGCAGCAUGUGGUGACCGUGUACAGGCUGCACAGCUCCCAGCGCUACUGCGGCAUCUGCAUGGGUCUGCGGAGCUGGGGCCCGGGCCUCAUGCCCGCCCUCUGCAGGAGCCUCCUGUGCACCUUCACUGUGGCUGCAGGGGCCGCUGUGUCCAUCAUCAACCAGCACUUCCUGUCUGCCACAGAGGCCCUCAGGUUCUGGACCCCUCUGACUAUCUGCUACACACUGCUGGUGGUGUACAUGCAGGAGGAGCAGCAGCGUCUGCCCAGCGGCGAGGCCGUCCUGAACACGGUGCUGGUGCGUCUGGGGGGUUUGAUGGUCCUGAUGCUGACUGUGGGGCGCUGGGCCGAUGUGCUCCACAUUCUGAUGUGUUUCCUGGGCGAGGCCAGCUGUCUCAUCCCCACCAGGGAUUUACUGGAUGCGGCGUCCUCACAGAAUGAAGAAGACGACCCGCAAAAUGUUAAAAGAGAACGUCAACAAAAACCACAGCAGAGGGAAGAGAGGAGAGGACAGUGGAGAUAACCACUAAGAGAUGAUUCAAACCUAAGGCCACACGUCCACCCACUGGGACGGGACACCUCCGGAGCUUCAUCAAUACUUGAUGCUUUUAUACUUAGAAUGUAAUAUUUUUUCCAGUAAAUAUUUAAUGAGGCAUGAAAUGCAGUGAUCGGGGAAUUACAACUUAAUACACACAUCAAGUUUAUAUCAAACUAUUCAAGGCUUGUUCAAUGUCUCCUACCUAUAAUGUAAGACUCAUGUCAUUCUUACAUCAUUUCCACUUUGUCUAACACAGGGCUC
Sphaeramia orbicularis (orbiculate cardinalfish) is the source of this 1343-nucleotide messenger RNA. RefSeq names its product transmembrane protein 82 (gene tmem82). The record is from RefSeq and is a predicted model, not a curated record. The transcript has 6 exons. The coding region runs from base 15 to 1067 and encodes 350 amino acids. Lineage: Eukaryota; Metazoa; Chordata; Actinopteri; Kurtiformes; Apogonidae.